Messenger RNA from Leopardus geoffroyi (Geoffroy's cat), 3540 nucleotides. It is a transcript of the gene CCL22, whose product is annotated as C-C motif chemokine ligand 22. The record is from RefSeq and is a predicted model, not a curated record. Gene Ontology annotation, biological process: monocyte chemotaxis; positive regulation of GTPase activity; lymphocyte chemotaxis. Lineage: Eukaryota; Metazoa; Chordata; Mammalia; Carnivora; Felidae. The transcript has 4 exons. Bases 1363 to 1863 code for a protein of 166 amino acids. Gene Ontology annotation, cellular component: extracellular region. Gene Ontology annotation, molecular function: CCR chemokine receptor binding; chemokine activity.
GUUUCCUCCUUCAUUAGAUGUGUUCUGGGCACCCACAGUGUAUCCCACUCUCAGUGGACCCUGGGAAUACCAACACAAAUAACAAUAGACCCUCGCCUUCCAAGAGGUAGAGUUUGGCUUCUGGGAAGGGGUAUGAGAAGGGCAAAACCUGACAUAAUCUGCUCAGGCCCAUGUUCCAAGUCACCCCACUGAACUUUCAAGUCCUGAGGGGGUGUGCUUACCUAGAAGGUGACAUUUCAAAUGAUGCAUGAGUAGGAGUUCGUGUGGUGGGGAAGCAAAGAGGGCACUGAUGGCCAGGGACAGUCUGUAGACCUCUUUGAGGAACUAAGGGGAGUGUGGUGUGAUCUCUUAGGGGAGGGAGACCGGUGUGGAAGGGAGCAUGUCUGGAAAGGAGGCCUUGAGGGCCACAGUCAGGAGCUUGGGCUCUGCCCUCAGGUCAAAGGGCCAGAGCUGGGUUUUGAAACAGGAGAGAGGCCUGCGCACUGAAUCUGGGCCACGCUCUGGCCACUGUGGUGUGGAGAGGGGAUUGGGGGCCAGCAUCUGAGCCCAAGGUGGAGGUGGCCUGGACUGGGCAGUGACAAUGGGGACGGAAGUAAGGGGACAGAUCCAAGAGACACGUAGGAAGUAGCGUCAGUGGGAUAUGGUGAGAGAUGGAGAAGGGGAUGGGUGAGGAAGAGCUUGGAGACCACCGGGAAGAAAGAACAGGCAAGAUGGAAAUGUGUGGAAGCUCUCUGAAACUGUUGAGGGGAUCACGCAUUGGCCCAAGCUGGGAUUUGGGGAGAAGCGGCAGAAGAUGCUAGUAAUGGCCACAGAAACCAGCCCAGGGGAUUCUCACGCCUCUCCUUUUGAAGACAGAUCAGUGAUGAAGUUCAUCAAGGGUACGGAUGGGCCUCUGUUCCAGGUGAGGGUUAAGGUCUGGGCAGCUCCUGCCCACAUUCUCACUUGCCCUACAAACAACCACUGGGGUAAAUAGGUAGGCUUGUGAAACCAUCUCCCCCAUUUCCAGAUGGGCGGACUGAUCCCGGAGAUAUCCAGCGACAUGGUGAAGGCCCUACAGUGUGAGGACUCUGGGGAGCACAGGCCUCUAAGAGGCCCAGCUCAAGGGGGAUUUUGCAAGUCUCUUGAGACCCAGAGGGAAGGACAAGGCGGGGGUCCCCUCUGAGCUGUUCCAAGCCACAGAGAAUUUCCUUUUAUUUGGAGGAAGCGGGAGUUCUUCUUUCGUAAUGUGAAUGUCAGAGAUUCUGGACCCACCGGUGACUAAGAGUGUCUGGGGCUCGUGGGUGUCGCGAAGUGCUUAAAUACUCGGCCCGCCUGUCAUCCGGUGAUUACAGACACCUGAGCUGGGACACAUAGGACAAGAGCAUGGCCAGCCCGAAGAUUCUGUUCCUGGCUGUCCUUGUCCUCCUUGCUAUGACACUUCAGGCAACUGAGGCAGGCCCCUACGGCGCCAACGUGGAAGACAGCGUCUGCUGCCGAGACUACCUCCGCCACCCCCUGCCCUCUCGCAUGCUGAAGUAUUUCUACUGGACUUCAGACUCCUGCCGGAGGCCCGGCGUGGUCUCCUGUGAGGACCACGAUUAUUAUCCUCAUUUCACAGAUGUGGAAACUAAGGGACGUGCUAACAAUGGCAGAGCUGGGCCAGAGGAUCUGGCUCCAAAGUUCAUGCUCUUGGCUCUCUUCCAAGGCAAUAUCAGCAAUGAUCACGAGACUCUUGGGCAUUCUAUUUCUUGGCCUGACCUGGCCCUCAAGCCUAGACGAAGAGUCCAGGAAAUUCUAGCUGCUCUUCUCCCCUCUCCCCGCUUGAGAACUUCCUUACGGUCAGGGACCGGGAGAUCUGUGCUGACCCCAGGCUGCCCUGGGUGAAGAAGAUUCUGCAGAAGAUGAACCCAUGAGAAAGGGCCCUGCCCUGAUGACCGUGGCCUUGGCUCCUCCAGGAAGGCUCACAGAGCCCCACCUCUCGGCUGUUACAGCCACCCCUCAACACAAGCCUGUGCCGAUGGAUCUCUCCGCAAUCUCUUAUCUCUGUGCCUGUAGCUGUCACCCUCCGAGGAGCCUCCACACUGUCACUCAUCUCCCCUCUUGUCCCUCUAACCCAUUCUCUGCCCCACCGCAGCCAGAGGGGCCGUAAUCCUGGUCAGUUACUCUCCUGCUCAAAACUCUUCCAUGGCUCCCCAUUGCCCCAAGCUGAGGUGAGAGCUCCUGAGCCUGGCACCCCUGUCCCCAGCCCUGCCUCAUUUCCCUUCACACGUGUUGGACUCCAGCUCCCUGUUGUCCAAAUCCGUGCCAUACAUGUCCACUUCCAGGUCUUUUUCCAGACUGGCACCUGACGCCCAGGAUGCCUCCCCACCACCUGUGUGUGUCCACCCCUACCAGCCCUCCGAGGCACUGCUCAACCCAAGCAGCCAGCAAUUGAGUUUUAUUUUUCAGAUGUCCCCUGGCCCUCUGUCCCCUCUUAAUAGCCUUGAUCAUGGUCUACCCAGAAUUCUCGGGACUUGGGGAACUCGUCCUACCGCCCCAGUGGCUGGAUCAAGGUCCCACACCUGUUACUUUGUCCAUUGGCCUUCAACGCAGAGCAUAGGGCCUGGCUCAGAAUCAGGGCUCAAUGAAUGGCUACAGACUGAAUCAAUAAAAAUAAUGUUCCUCUGCCAUGGCCCGUCCCCCAAAGGCCCUCGCACAUCAAUACAGAGACUCAAGUUCAUCUAGAAAGCAGCCAGUUGAGUCAAUUGUGAAACCUCAAAUUUACCCAGAUUCACCUCUCUUCCCCAUCUUACCUCUGUGUUGGGUUUUUUGACUCUUUCUGGUUUCCCUCUUGCUCCUCUAACCUCUGACACCCAGGCUUGACCGCUUCAGAGUUCCCCACUUUCCCUUUCUCCUUCCCCAAAUAACUGAUAACCAACUUUAUGCUACGGUGUGAAUGACUACCCUUGGCUUGAUAUUGCAAGCUCUAAUUAUAUUUCUGUAAGAAAAGAGGGCAAAUGCUUAAGAGGCCAAAGGGUUGAAUGGAAAAGUUUUAGGAACUGUUUGGGAGGGGGACGAGGUAGAACUUUCCUGGCCCUGGGAGUGUGUAGGGUAUAGUUAAGGGAAAGAGCCUUGGGUGGAGAUUGUUCUCAGCUGGGAGGGGCCAGGAUAAGGCCUGAGACUUGGGGCUUUUCUGCACUUCCUUGGGGACAACAGAUUCUCCAGGUCAAGGAAAUAAACUUUACACGUGCUCGUUUCUCUCCAAGGGAGCGUGGUGCAGUUUAGCAGGGUGGUUGAUGCUGUGUGAAUCUGAGGAGACCACUGACCCUCUCUGAGCCUCGCUUGAGAAUGAGAAGACCCAUAUUAUGGGGUUGCUGUGGGGUUCAGGUCCAAGACAUGGGGAGCAAAACUCAGUGUCUUCCAGGGCCGGGAGCCCAGGGUCAUCUGCCCACCGUGAACACUGAAAGUGUUAACCUGCCCACUGCCUGCGCAUAGGGCCCUCAAGCGUCCUGGGAUUGCUCUCCCCUCCUGUCCUGCCCCAGUUCCUCGGGCCUUCUGAAAAAUAAACCCUCUACCACAGUG